Molecule: messenger RNA, 2452 nt
Organism: Quercus robur (English oak)
Lineage: Eukaryota; Viridiplantae; Streptophyta; Magnoliopsida; Fagales; Fagaceae
Product: heat shock cognate protein 80
Exons: 3
Coding region: 111-2228 (705 amino acids)
Biological process (GO): protein stabilization; cellular response to heat; protein folding
Cellular component (GO): cytosol; protein-containing complex; plasma membrane
Molecular function (GO): ATP binding; ATP-dependent protein folding chaperone; ATP hydrolysis activity
Source: RefSeq, a predicted model, not a curated record
CUUUGAAUACAUAUUUUCCUCCUCUUUCUUCUGAAUCUCUGAGAAACUCUCUUCGUCUUCUUCGAAAAACAAGUUUUGGGUUUUUUCUCUUUUCUUUUUAGAGAGGGAGAAUGGCGGAUACUGAGACGUUUGCUUUCCAGGCUGAGAUCAACCAGUUGUUGAGUUUGAUCAUCAAUACUUUCUACAGCAACAAGGAGAUCUUUCUCCGUGAGCUUAUCAGCAAUGCCUCUGAUGCUCUUGACAAGAUUCGAUUUGAGAGCUUGACCGACAAGAGCAAGCUAGAUGGUCAACCAGAGCUUUUCAUCCACAUCAUUCCUGACAAGGCCAACAAUACCCUGACCAUUAUUGACAGUGGUAUUGGCAUGACUAAAGCUGAUUUGGUCAACAACUUGGGUACCAUUGCUAGGUCUGGAACCAAAGAGUUCAUGGAAGCCCUUGCAGCUGGGGCUGAUGUGAGCAUGAUUGGUCAGUUUGGUGUUGGUUUCUACUCAGCAUACCUUGUUGCUGAGAAGGUUAUUGUCACAACAAAGCACAAUGAUGAUGAGCAGUAUGUGUGGGAGUCACAAGCUGGUGGGUCAUUCACUGUAACCAGAGACAACUCUGGUGAGGUUCUUGGUAGGGGUACCAAGAUUACUCUCUACCUUAAGGAAGACCAGCUUGAAUACCUUGAGGAGCGCCGCUUGAAGGAUUUGAUCAAGAAGCACUCUGAGUUUAUUAGCUACCCAAUUUCCCUUUGGAUUGAGAAGACCACUGAAAAGGAAAUUUCUGAUGAUGAGGAUGAGGAAGAGAAAAAGGAUGAGGAUGAGAAGAAGGAUGAGGAGGGUAAGGUUGAGGAGAUCGAUGAAGAGAAGGAGAAGGAAGAAAAAAAGAAGAAGAAGAUCAAGGAGGUGUCCCAUGAGUGGUCUUUGGUGAACAAACAAAAACCCAUCUGGAUGAGGAAGCCUGAGGAGAUUACAAAGGAUGAGUAUGCUGCUUUCUAUAAGAGCCUUACAAAUGACUGGGAAGAGCACUUGGCAGUGAAGCACUUCUCAGUUGAAGGUCAGCUUGAGUUCAAGGCUAUCCUCUUUGCACCAAAGAGGGCACCUUUUGAUCUUUUUGACACAAGGAAGAAGCCAAACAAUAUUAAGCUCUAUGUUCGUCGUGUAUUUAUCAUGGACAACUGUGAGGAGCUGAUCCCUGAAUACCUUGGAUUUGUUAAAGGUAUUGUUGAUUCUGAGGACCUUCCUCUCAACAUUUCAAGGGAGACCCUUCAGCAGAACAAGAUACUUAAGGUCAUUCGCAAGAAUUUGGUUAAGAAGUGCAUUGAGCUCUUCUUUGAGAUUGCUGAGAACAAGGAAGACUAUGCUAAGUUCUAUGAGGCUUUCUCUAAGAACCUCAAGCUUGGUAUCCACGAGGAUUCCACAAACAAAACAAAGCUUGCUGAGUUGCUCCGCUACCACUCCACCAAGAGCGGUGAUGAGAUGACCAGCUUGAAGGACUAUGUGACCAGGAUGAAGGAGGGCCAGAGUGACAUCUAUUACAUCACUGGUGAGAGCAAGAAGGCUGUUGAGAACUCUCCAUUCCUUGAGAAGCUGAAGAAGAAGGGGUAUGAGGUUCUGUACAUGGUUGAUGCUAUUGAUGAGUAUGCUGUUGGUCAGCUUAAGGAAUUCGAGGGCAAGAAGCUUGUUUCUGCUACCAAGGAAGGUUUGAAACUUGAUGAGAGUGAAGAUGAGAAGAAGCGACAGGAAGAGUUGAAGGAGAAGUUUGAGGGUCUCUGCAAGGUGAUCAAGGAUGUUUUGGGUGACAAGGUUGAGAAAGUUGUGGUUUCUGACCGUGUUGUUGAUUCUCCCUGCUGUUUAGUGACUGGUGAGUAUGGAUGGACUGCCAACAUGGAAAGAAUCAUGAAGGCACAGGCUUUGAGGGACAGCAGCAUGGCUGGCUACAUGUCAAGCAAGAAGACCAUGGAGAUCAACCCUGAGAACUCUAUCAUGGAGGAGCUCAGGAAGAGGGCUGAUGCUGACAAGAAUGACAAAUCAGUGAAGGACCUUGUUCUCCUGCUUUUUGAGACUGCCCUCCUCACCUCAGGCUUCAGCCUUGACGAACCCAACACCUUUGGCAACAGGAUUCACAGGAUGCUGAAACUCGGUUUGAGCAUUGAUGAGGAAGCAGGUGAUGCUGAUGCUGAGAUGCCUGCAUUGGAGGAAGCUGAUGCUGAUGCUGAGGGCAGCAAGAUGGAGGAAGUUGAUUAAAUUUAGCAAUUUAACAUAUUAGUUUCGGUGGUUAUGGUUUAUUUUAGUUAUAUAUUCUCUUUAGUUCCCUCCUCUUAUGGGAGGAUCUGAACAAUUUUUUGCUAUUGCUUUGAUGCGUCAUCUUUUGGAUAUAGCUCUUUUGAUCGUGUCAGGUAUUUAAGAUUGGUGGGGUUUUUUGUCUAGUUGAGUUUUAACUUUUAAUCAAGUUUGAUGUUUCAGAAUUA